AUGACACUUACCCUUGUUGGAAAGUUCUCCAAGCCUAGACCCAAUAUUGACUCAGUGAGGAUUUUUGUGAAGAUUAAAGGGCAAGUUGAGGUUUCGGCCCUCCCUCGAGGUUUUUUCUCCUUUGUGUUCUCAUGCGUUGAGGAUAUUACUACUAUUAUUUGUGGUGGCCCUUGGAUUAUGGGGAGGUCCUCUUUAAUCCUUAAGAAGUGGAGUCCAAAUAUGGACAUGUAUGAUGCUUUUUUUGCAACCAUUCUUGUCUGGGUCAAGUUGCCCAGACUUCCUCUGGAAUAUUGGCAUGAAGAUAUUUUCAAGGGCAUUGUUGGAGUGUUUGGUGAACUUCUAUCCAUUGAUCCUAUGAUGGCUGAUAGAAAAAGAAUGGUCUAUGCUAGGAUUUGUGUGGGGGUGUCUAGAUCUAAGGAUCUUCCUUCAUCAGUUGAGCUGGUAUCGAAGUUGGGAACAUUAGUUCAAACUAUUGAGUUUGAAUCGUUACCUUUUGUUUGCUUCUUGUGCAGAAAGGCAGGCCACUGGGCAAAGAAAUUCCCUCAGAAUACUAAGAUAGAUUCUAACAAAGGACAUAUUGUCUGGAAACCCAAACUUGUGGACACAGAAGUUCAGAAUAAGAAUGGUGAUUCUGUGCACUAG
This is a messenger RNA of Cryptomeria japonica (Japanese cedar), 642 nucleotides long. RefSeq lists its product as uncharacterized. Lineage: Eukaryota; Viridiplantae; Streptophyta; Pinopsida; Cupressales; Cupressaceae. The transcript has a single exon. The coding region runs from base 1 to 642 and encodes 213 amino acids. The record is from RefSeq and is a predicted model, not a curated record.